AUGAACUUCUUACCCGUCUUAUCCAUCUUUUUAGACCAGGUACUUUCAAUUAACUUUGGACUCAAGCCAUUUCAGCUGCAAUCACAACCAAGGGUUUUUAAAAGAGAUCUGAAGUUAAGAACAGCUCCCCGCUUACUCUCGGGUCCUCGCCCACCGGCGGUCACACAGCUGCAGCAAAGAAGAAAACUAGUAUCACGUUUGCAUGCCGUGCCUGCAGAAACACAUCCCAAAAAUGCUGUUCGUGGAGGAAUUGUGAUACCUGAUAUUCAAACCAUAUUGGACGUGAUUAUAAGGGGAUGCGAUGACUUGGACAAAGGAAUUGCUGACAUUGUUAAUACGUCACUCAUCACCAUUUCUAACACCGUUGGUGCCACAACAGAAAAAGAGAAAAGUGUAAUUGCGCCCGUGAUUGAUGCUGGCAACAAGGACAUCGAAACAGGUCUUACAACGAUACUUAGUGAUGCAUCAGCUGAUAUGGACGCAAUAGUGAACGAAAUAACACAGAAAGAGAUAUCAUCAACAACCGAUGUAUUGCAGCAAAAGAAUACAACACUUACGAAAGCGAUAAGCGACUUGAUCACAACUCUUAAUAAUAACAUUGUUAAACUGACGGACACAUCCGGUACGAGCCAGGCAGAUGCUCUCAAGGCGCUAAUACAAUCUGAAAAUCAGUCGCUAUACGAUCAAAUACAAACUAUAUUAAGCGAUCCAAAUAAUAACGACCCUAUAAUUCCACAGCUAAAGUUCCCGGAUCCAGUAGCAAUGGCAGGCAGCAUUGAACCAGGAAUGCAGCAGUUAUACAGUGAUAUCAAGGCACUCUUCGACAAAUUUAUUACAGAUAUCAAAUCACUGAUCACUGAUGUGCAGGCGUACGAAACAGGAGGAACUACGACAAUAAUGGACGAGGGUACAAAGGAACUUAUUUCCAGAUUAGAAGGAGCAGUAGGAAACGUACUUGUUCUGGUUCAGGCUCUUUUAGACAAGGUUUCUGCCAAGGAAACAUCAGACAUCACAACUGCGCUAUCUGAACUGCACACGCAGAUGACAACCGAUAUUACGGACGAGGUGCAGUCUAUCGCCACAAAGAGUGCUGAACUGAUCACGAACGUGACAACGAACGAGCUGGUAGAGAUGUCCACCGUGAUUGCAAAAUAUAACCAAGAUAUUGCGCAGGGGAUCCUAACCAAUCUCUCUACGUAACGUAAAAUAAAUGGAGUACCAAG
Messenger RNA from Vavraia culicis subsp. floridensis, 1223 nucleotides. RefSeq lists its product as uncharacterized. The transcript has a single exon. NCBI's taxonomy places the organism in Eukaryota, Fungi, Microsporidia, Pleistophoridae. The record is from RefSeq and is a predicted model, not a curated record. The coding region runs from base 1 to 1200 and encodes 399 amino acids.